Molecule: messenger RNA, 639 nt
Organism: Schistosoma margrebowiei
Lineage: Eukaryota; Metazoa; Platyhelminthes; Trematoda; Strigeidida; Schistosomatidae
Source: the annotation of a GenBank genome assembly
AUGUCCGAUUAUGGAUGGGGACAUUCAGGAGUUAAAUAUCGCAAUCAUACGAUUACUUCACUCAAACCUAACCGGUUAUACGAAUUUGGACUAAAUUUGAUAUAUGAAAACAGUACAUUUGAUCGAUUCCCAAAGAUUGGAUCAAAAGAUAUAUGCGCUUGUAAAACGUACCCUGACGUUCCUGAUGCCCCAUUGGAUCUACGAUAUCACUAUAUGCAAGGUAAUCAAUACACUCUCGAAUGGACACCGAAUGAUGAUAAUGGAGAACCGAUUAUUACAUACAAUAUGAAGUCUAUGCCAAUUGUCUCAAGUAAUUCAGAACAACCAAAAUGGGAUUCAAUCACACCACAUAAUUUAACAGAUAAACAAGCUAAUAUCACAUUGGAUACGAAUCACCAAAGUGCAUUUCAGUUGAGAGCUGUCAAUAAGAUUGGAAUGAGUGAUCCAGCUUACUUGAUCAUAAGACCACCAUUUCAAAAAGUUCCAGAUAAGUCUAUAUUUUAUUUAGCUAAUAUUUUUUUAAUGUCAGUAUUUUGGCUUCAAUUUUCAAAGUACAUUGAAUUCAAUUCUAGCAAUUCAUUUAGUAAAAAGUUUAGUAGCAAAUCUAAACAGAAGGCAAUGCGUAUUUUUAAACCAUAA